Exophiala aquamarina CBS 119918 is the source of this 1941-nucleotide messenger RNA. RefSeq lists its product as uncharacterized. The transcript has a single exon. The coding region runs from base 1 to 1941 and encodes 646 amino acids. Lineage: Eukaryota; Fungi; Ascomycota; Eurotiomycetes; Chaetothyriales; Herpotrichiellaceae. The record is from RefSeq and is a predicted model, not a curated record. Gene Ontology annotation, cellular component: plasma membrane. Gene Ontology annotation, biological process: monoatomic ion homeostasis; borate transport; monoatomic anion transport. Gene Ontology annotation, molecular function: solute:inorganic anion antiporter activity.
AUGAAGGCGCAAGGCCAUACAGGUGCUGCCAGAGCCCCCCCUGACCCAUAUCACUGGCGAGAUGACCAAGGAUUCCUCAGUCGUGUGCUUUUGCCCUGCCGGGGGAUGUACCAUGAUGUCAAACGGCGAUUGCCUUACUACUGGAGUGAUUUCAGAGACGGCUUCACCUAUCGUGUAUUUUCCGGCACUGUUCGAAUUUACUUUGUCAACCUGCUCCCAGCCCUUGCAUUCCAGUUGGACAUGCAGUAUAAUACGGGAGGCUUUUUCGGGAUCAACGAGGCACUGCUCUCUUCAGCUCUAGCCGCAAUCGUUUUCAGCCUGCUCUCUUGCCAGCCAUUGACGGUCGUUGGUGUUACUGGUCUUAUUUCUCUGUUCAAUUACACCAUAUACGAUAUUAUUAAGAUCUACGACGUCGACCUCUACCCGUGGUUUAUGGUCUGGGUGGGCAUAUGGGCCGCUAUUUUCCACUGGGCGACCGCCAUCUUUAAUCUUUGCGACUACAUGCGGACCAUCACAGAUUUCUCUUCGCAGACAUUUGGCUUCUACGUCGGUACGAUCUAUGUUAUCAAAGGCUGUGAAGAACUUAGCAUCGGCUUCCACGACGGUCAAAUCAGCAAUGGCUUCGCAUCCGCCCUUGUCUCGAUCCUCUACUUCCUGACCGUUUACUUACUGGAACAAGUGGGCCAGACCUCGUAUACACGGACUUGGUUGCGUACAUUAUUGUCUGACUACGCCUAUCCAAUAGCAACCAUCUGGUGGACAGGAUUCACACAUUUCCCAGGUAACCUGGCCUAUGCCCGAUUCGAAUAUCUCCCGACCAGUCGGGCAUUCUUCCCGACGGUCGAUCGACCUUGGGUGGUGGACUUUUGGUCGAUUCCGACAAAAUGGGUCUUCAUUGCAAUUCCCUUUGGAUUCCUGAUGACUCUUCUCUUCUACUACGACCACAACGUCUCGUCGCUCACGGCACAAGCCCGGCACUUUCCGCUCAAGAAGCCUGCCGGCUUCCAUUGGGAUUUCUUUAUACUCGGCUGGACUUGCCUGGUGGGAGGGUUGUUGAACAUACCACUUCCCAACGGUCUUGUUCCCCAGGCACCGGUGCACACUGACUCCGUCACGUACUACAAGGAUGAAUCAGUGCUCAUCGAAACAAAAGACCCUGAUGAGCCAAACAUCGUACGAAAGAUCACAGCGGCAGAAAGUGUUGCUGAGCAGCGCAUUUCUCAUUUCGUCAUGGGUUUAGCCCUCGUCGCGACGAUGACCGGCCCGCUAUUGACGGUCAUUUCUCUCAUCCCUCGAGCCAUUAUCAGUGGCGUCUUCUUCACCGUCGGGAUGGGCAGUAUCUUGACCAACCCGAUCCUGACGCACAAGAUCGCAUUUCUUCUUCGAGAUCCGAGAUUUCAACAGCCCUCCGAGCCCCUGAGCACUAUCCCCCGGCGCCAGAUAUGGCAUUAUCUGUUCUGGCAAUUCCUUGGAUUUGCGUCGUCGAUCGCCAUCAGCCAGACCAUCGCGGCCGUCGGCUUUCCAGUCUUGAUCACGGCUUUGAUCCCUCUUCGGUGGAAGUUACUUCCACGCUUGUUUACUCGUCGUGAAUUAGAAGUUCUCGAUUCCCUCACGGCGACCGGUGAGGUUGUGUUGGUGUCGUUGGGUGGGAAGCCAGAGAUGCCCGAGGCCCGCCGAGACAGAAAAGCCACGGAGCACGGGCAAGAUCCAGAAACUGGGCUUCAAGCCGGCGAAGCCGGAAUGGUGAAAGAUGAGGAGGCAGAUCUGCGACAGCGAGAAUGGAACAGGCGGAUGAGCCAAGGGAUUGGUGGUGACGGUGGUGGCAUUACUAGACGAAGAUCUAGCAUAGGAAGCCGAGAAUACUCAGCUCCCCCAAGGAAGCGUGAAGAAUCGACGAAAGCGGAUGCUGAUGAAAGGGGAGAAGCCGACAAGCGGGAUUGA